Messenger RNA from Penicillium angulare, 5322 nucleotides. RefSeq names its product ketoacyl-synt-domain-containing protein. The coding region runs from base 1 to 5322 and encodes 1773 amino acids. NCBI's taxonomy places the organism in Eukaryota, Fungi, Ascomycota, Eurotiomycetes, Eurotiales, Aspergillaceae. Gene Ontology annotation, molecular function: fatty acid synthase activity; phosphopantetheine binding; 3-oxoacyl-[acyl-carrier-protein] synthase activity. The transcript is spliced from 5 exons. The record is from RefSeq and is a predicted model, not a curated record. Gene Ontology annotation, biological process: secondary metabolite biosynthetic process; fatty acid biosynthetic process.
AUGAACACAUUGAAAGAUACCAUUCAACCAGUUUCUACAAAGAUAUUCCCAAGCUCUAUAGCCACAACAGAGAGCAAGAACAAUGGCAGCUAUGCAAUAAUUGGCAUGGGCGGAAGGUUUCCAGGUGGAGAUGACCUGGAUUCAUUUUGGAAUGCGCUUGAGGAAGGCCUGGACCUCCACCAACCGGUACCUAUAAGUCGAUUCGACCCCGAGACACAUUAUGAUAAAACCGGAAAGAUUCCCAACACUACAUUAACCCCUUACGGCUGUUUCCUUGACCACCCUGACCUAUUUGAUGCUCGACUAUUUAAUAUGUCACCCAAGGAAGCCGCAGCAACAGAUCCAGGCCAGCGACUGUUAUUGAUGACAACGUAUGAGGCUCUUCAGAUGGCAGGAUACCCACAUAACAAAGCAAUGUCGACACAUGGCCAUCGCGUGGGAACAUUCAUCGGUCAAACCAGCGACGACUACCGUGAAGUAAAUGAGGGUCAAGAGAUUGGUAUAUUCUGGACCCCCGGUGGUAUGCGAGCCUUUGGGCCAGGGAGACUGAAUUACUAUUUCGGGUGGGAUGGCCCGAGCUACAGUAUCGAUGCUGCUUGUUCAUCUAGCAUGGCGGCCAUUCAGGUCGCAUUGACCACAUUGAAAAAUAAAGAAUGCGAUAUGGCUGUCGCUGGUGGAGUGAACAUCAUUACCUCUUCGGAUCCAUACGCAGGUCUAAGCCGUGGAGGUUUCUUGUCGCUUACCGGAUCAUGUAAAACGUGGGAUGCCAACGCCGAUGGGUAUUGUCGCGGAGAAGGAGUGGGUGUUGUUGUGAUUAAGCGACUAGAGGAUGCUAUUGCAAGUCGUGACCCCAUCCAGUGCGUGAUUAGGGGCAUAUCAACAAAUCAUUCCGCGCAGGCAAUUUCUAUUACCCACCCACAUGCUGCAACACAAGUCAAAUUAUUUUCUGCUGUACUCAAUGAUGCCGGAGUUAAGCCAAAUGAGGUCGAUUAUGUCGAGAUGCAUGGAACGGGUACACAGGCUGGAGACAGCAUUGAAACAGCUGCAAUGGCUGAGGCCAUGUCCGCUCGGUCAAGUGGCGACCGUCCCAUGUAUAUCGGCACUGUCAAGCCCAACAUUGGCCACGGGGAGUCCGCUUCGGGUGUAGCAUCCAUCAUGAAAUCCGUGCUCAUGUUCAAGAAGUCCAUCAUACCACCACACAUCGGCAUCAAAGGCACAAUAAACCCCAGUAUUCCGACUCAAAAACUCGAUUCCCUCAAUAUACAAAUCCCAAGGACCAAGGUGCCAUUCUGCAACGGUGAAAAACCUCGAAGAAUUCUGGUCAAUAAUUUUAAUGCAGCUGGAGGAAAUACAAGCUUGCUUCUCGAAGACUACGUAAUCGAUCAACAAGGAAGGGAAGAUACUCAAGACCCUCGUCCAUAUCAUGUUGUUGCUGUCUCGGCAAAGACCAAAAGUUCGCUCCAAAUGAAUGUCAACCGCUUGACUACACUUCUGAAAACAAAAGAUGAUAUCAGAUUGGCUGAUUUGGCCUACUCUUUAACUGCACGGCAAAUUCACCAUCCAUUACGCCAGGUAUACACAGCCACCGAUAUGCCCCAGUUGAUAGCCAACUUAGAGCAAGGACUUUCAAAAGCAAUUGAACCUCCGAAAAUUCGACCUAGGCCAAUAUUUCUCUUUUCAGGGCAGGGAUCUCUUUACCCAGGCAUGGGCAGUCAGCUUUACGCGACCUGCAAUGUAUUUGCGGACAAGAUUCGCGAAAUAGAUGAGAUUUGCCAUAGCCUUGGUCUUCCGCCUAUCCUUCAAACAUUCGAGAAUGCCCUCUUUGACCCAACAAAUGCCAGCUCUUUGCAAGGCCAGCUAACAAUUGUUGCCGUCGGAAUAGCUCUUGCUACGCUCUGGCGAUCGUGGGGUGUAGAGCCACAGCUUGUAUGUGGACACAGCCUCGGCGAAUAUGCGGCACUUUGUAUCUCUGGGGUAUUAAGCUUACAUGAUACCUUCUACCUUCUUGGUGAGCGUGGAAAACUCAUUGAGAAAUUUUGCCAGCGAGGAACUCAUGCGAUGUUGGCUGUCAGUAUGCCCCCAGACAGACUCGAGCAAAUAUUGUCGGGGGAGGAAUUCGCUGCUUGUGAAAUUGCCUGCUGCAAUGGGCCUGGGUCUACUGUUGUCAGUGGUGCCGUGGAGAGCAUCACAGCCCUAGACAGUUCCCUGAGAAACAUUCACUGUGUCAGAGCUCAAUACCUCGAUCUUCCGUAUGCUUUUCACUCAGCCCAGCUUGAUCCAUGUCUGGAGCCGUUUAUUGCCAUGGCCCGCAAAGUACGAUUCCAUAAGCCGAACAUACCUGUUGCGUCGACGUGCGAAGGAAAUAUCGUGACAGACACCGGUAUAUUCGGCGCAGAGUAUCUCGGUCGACAGGCCCGGCAGCCAGUUCUGUUUCAGGAAACGGUUGAGACAAUCCUCUCUACGGGUGGAUUUGAGGUUGACUCUACCUUCUGGAUAGACAUUGGCGCCCGGCCACUUUGCCUUAAUAUGGCGAAAUCCAUUCUUGCGGGAAGAUGCGCGAACAUCUACCCCUCAAUUACGUCUAAAGAAGACAACUGGCUUACUCUAUCUAAGAGUGUUUCUAGCAUAUACAGGGGUGGUAUUGAUAUUGAUUGGAGCACCUUCCAUCGGGAGUACGAGAGUACCCUGCAGUUUGUAACAUUGCCGAGCUACGCGUUUGAUCUGAAAAGCCAUUGGCUGCAGUAUGAAGGAGACUGGCUGAUUACCAAGUCUGGCUGUGAGAAUAAACCGAGGCCGAGCUCACAGCAGCAAACAUUCUCUCCAACAGCCACAUUGCACCGGAUUGAGCGAGAAGAGUUCAAAGAUGAGGGCUCAAAUGUGACAUUUGUUUCAGACCUGAAUGAGGAGCAUCUCAGUGCUAUAAUUUCAGGUCACUUGGUGAACAAAGUUGCAUUAUGCCCCAGCUCUGUGUAUGGUGAUAUGGCAUUUACGGCAGCCUCUUAUAUCUGGGAACGCAUCAAUUCAGACGAUAUACCAGCCAUGGAUCUUGCAGACAUCGAGGUACAUAAACCUCUGAUCUUGGCCGGAAAAGGCGAGCAACUGGUGUUUAUCACAGCUUCCAAGGAGUCUAAGUCUUCUUCGGUUUCAAUUACUAUCAGCUCAAAGGGCAAUGGGACGACUCAUUCAGAGACUGUACAUGUGACAUGCAGUGUUCAUUAUGGCAAUUCGAAAGAGUGGAUGUCACAAUGGACAAAGCAGCAAUACCUGAUUCAGGGCCGAAUUGAUAGCUUGAAACAAGCUUCUCUCGAAGGUAAAAUCCAUCGACUGAAGCGCGGUAUGGCUUAUAAACUCUUCGGAAGCUUUGUGGAAUACAGUAAGCAGUUUCAAGGAAUGGACGAUAUCCACAUGGACUCCGAGAUUCUAGAGGGCUCAGCUCAAAUUUGCUUUCAACCGAUGCCAGCAGGAGAGAGAUCAAGAUAUCCUCCAUACUGGAUUGAUAGCUUGGUUCACCUCUCUGGAUUCAUCCUGAAUGUCAGCGAGACCAUCCCAGAUGAUGUCGUCUAUAUAUCGCACGGAUGGGGAAGUAUGCGUAUUGCAUCUUCGUUGUCUGAAAAUGGCAACUACAGAGCAUAUGUUCGCAUGCAAGAAUCGGAGAAGAACAUCAUGUCAGGAGAUGUCUAUGUUCUUGACCAAGACCAGAAUCGUACAAUCGCAGUCGUUGAAGAUGUGAAAUUCCAAGCCAUUAAGAAAAAGAUUUUGAGCCUAUUGCUACCUUCACCUGGAACUGAAACAAGAUCUAUGUUAUCAGAAGCAGCACCAAGUCAUCACAAGAAACUUAAUAAAAGCGUCUCAGGCCACCACAAAGAUCCGCAGGUUUCGAAAGAUAUAUUCUCCGGAGUCCUUGAUCUGAUUGCUGACGAAACUGGGGUUUUACCGGAAGAACUCACCGAUGGUACAGACUUGGAGGAGAUUGGACUUGAUUCCUUAAUCUCCCUAGCAAUAGUUGACAAGCUCCGUCAAGAUCUUCACAUGAACGUUCCCAGUUCACUAUUUCUUACUUGCAGGAGGAUUGCCGAUCUUCGCACUUAUUUUCAAUCGCCUGAUAUGCACGAUUUUGAAUCGAGCACUUCUCACGCUUCCUCGGAACUGGGUGAAGAAUCAUGUUCUGGUUCAGGAUAUAGCACGCCUUCAACCACUGCCACCAGUGAGCCGGCAGACUCUCUUUUACAAGCUCUGCCAGGAAUAAUUGCCAGUGAAAGCGGAGUAGAUGUGGAAGAAGUUAUAUCAGGUACUACAUUUGCUCAUCUUGGUAUUGAUUCCCUACUGGGGCUUUCAAUAAUUGACACUGUUUACACUCAAACCGGUCGGAGGCUCCCCUCAUCUUUCUUUCUUGAUCACUCAACCUAUGCAGAUGUUGAGAGGAGCCUUGGACCAAUACACCCGACGACAUCCUCCCCUGCAUUGAGAGGCAUCAAUGAUGGUGAUACCCUGUCUGAUCUAGAUGCGCUACCAUAUUGCAAUUCUGUGUUAUUACAAGGUGAUCCUUUGGUGGAAGGACCUUCUCUAUUUUUGCUUUCCGACGGAUCUGGAUCUGCAGGCUCUUAUGCUGGUCUACCAUGCCUUGCUGGCAAUUUACCUGGUGAAUCAAAGAACGUUAAGGUUUGGGGCCUUAACAGUCCAUUUCUUGGAUGCUCUGAGCCCUUUGACAUAUCAUUCCGCGACAUGGCUGGCAUGUACGUGGACGAGAUUUUGAGAAUCGAUCCAGAGGGCCCCUACAUCCUGGGCGGCUGGAGCAUUGGCGGAAUCUUUGCUUUUGAAGCCACCCGGAUUCUUCGUCAAGCAAAUAAGCAUGUCGAGGGCCUUGUUCUUAUCGACUCUCCUUGCCCGGGAGUUGUUCCACCCCUUUCACCUCAUACAAUCGAUAUACUCGAUGAUCUCGGCCUCACUAAAAGUCAAAUAUCUCAGAAGAGGCAAAAGAGUACACAUGCACAUUUCAUAGGAAGUAUCCGAACGCUAGGAGCAUAUGUUCCUGAGCCAAUGAUGGGAUCCCAGGCGUUGAAUUGUUUAGCUGUAUGGGCAAAGAGCGGUGUUUGGGAAUCUGUUGAGGAUCACAAGAGGAAACAGGCCAUGUACAAGAUCCCAGAGAAUGAGUCACAUCAAUGGAUCAUGGAUGAGAGAGCGAAGCCUAUGGGACCAAGUGGCUGGGAAACUCUUCUACCAAAGGUGGAAGUUGAGGUCAUAGCUGGAGAUCAUUUCUCUAUAAUGAAGAGACCACAGAUUUCCCAGCUGGCCGAUGUGAUAUCACGCUAUAUUUGUCAUUGA